AUGGCCUCCAUCAUGCCCUCCCAGGAAGACCUGCAGAAGUUCUACGUCGGCAAAGACAUCAACGAUGUGCCCAAACCAGCCGCCGUUCUCGAUGUAGCAAUCAUCCGACGGCACUGCGAGACGAUGCUACGCACUAUCAAAACACUCGACGUCGGAUUCAGAGUUCAUGUAAAGUCCCACAAGACACCCGAGAUCGCCAAGCUCCAAGUCGGCGACAGGACUGAGGCCAAUUUUAUAGCCUCCACAGUCCUAGAAAUCGAGAUGAUGAUCCCUCUGCUACAGGAUCUGAAACAAAAAGGUCGCAAAAUCAACAUUCUUUACGGUAUCCCCCUCGUCCCAUCACAGGUACCACUGCUAGCCAAAGCAGCUCACGAGCUCGGCGAGAACAGCAUCGCUGUGAUGAUCGACCACCCAGAUCAACUUCCCCACCUGGAGAAACUAUCUUCUCUAGCAGGACAUCCAGCCUGUGUCUUUGUCAAGGUCGACACGGGCUAUCACCGCGCCGGCUUACCGCCCGUAUCCCUCAACAAGAACGGGUUGCUUGAGAAACUCGCCUCCGCAGAGGAAACAGGCGCGGCAAGACUCCUCGGUCUAUAUUCACACAGCAGUCUGAGCUAUAGCGGGACAACUCCAGAGCAAGCUAUGGGUCAUCUAAUCAGCGAGAUCCGCGGAUGCAAAGAUGCCUUGGAGAAGAACUUGCACCUACUGCCCAAAAGGGAACUGGUCAUUAGUGUCGGUGCUACGCCGCAGGUAGUCUCGUCGCAGAACUUGCUACGUGAAGAUUCUCCCUAUGCGGAAGCGCGCGAGCUCAAGACUUUACUACGCGAGACGAAUGUCGAGCUGCACGCUGGUGUCUAUCCCAUCCUGGAUAUGCAGCAAUUCUCCACACAUGCUAGUGCUGAUUCUGGACUUUUGGAGGAUGAAAUUGCCAUCUCAGUGGUAACCGAAGUAUGCAGUGUCUAUAACGAUGGCGAGCGUGAAAAGCCCGAGGCGCUCCUGGCUGCAGGGACGCUCGCGCUGGGUCGAGAGCCGUGUCCGAGUUACUCGGGCUGGGGAGUUGUUUCUUCUUGGCAGUUGGAUGGGGUUGAAAAGUCCUCAUUGGAGAGACUGGUUGUUGCGAGGAUCAGCCAGGAGCACGCGAUUGUCACUUGGGGGAAUGAGUCCCAGGCGAAAAUUCCCCUGCGUAUUGGACAGGUGGUCAAAGUGCACCCAAAUCAUGCCUGUGUGACUGGUGCCUUUUACGGGUGGUAUUUUAUUGUCGAUUCGGAUCAAGACAGCGACGCUACUCGGAUUGUGGAUGUUUGGGUUCGGGCUAGAGGGUGUGGUAUGAGGGCCUGGUAA
Molecule: messenger RNA, 1341 nt
Organism: Penicillium coprophilum
Lineage: Eukaryota; Fungi; Ascomycota; Eurotiomycetes; Eurotiales; Aspergillaceae
Exons: 2
Coding region: 1-1341 (446 amino acids)
Biological process (GO): D-serine catabolic process
Molecular function (GO): D-serine ammonia-lyase activity
Source: RefSeq, a predicted model, not a curated record